AUGUUUGGGUCGGCACUCUCUGAAAAUAGCCCUGCAAGGUUCAUGCAGACCCUCUGGUCAAUCCCAUUUGCUUGGAAACUGACGUUGCCGAUAUUGUCGGUUGCCUGCUAUACUUUGGCACUGAUUGUGUACCGACUUUAUUUCCACCCGCUGGCCAAAUACCCGGGACCCUUGCUGGCCAGAAUCAGCAACUGGUAUGCCGUGUACCAUGCAUACAAAGGAGACAGACAUUUGGACAUGUACUAUUCACAUCAGAAAUAUGGCAAAUUUGUACGGCUCGCUCCGAACUUAGUCACCGUCAAUGAUGCAGCCGCCAUCAAGGAAAUCUACGGGGUCAAUCAGAACGUCAAAAAGUCCGUCUUCUACCAACCGGCCAUUGAGCAUUCGGGGAUAGAAAGCACAUUCAAUGCUCGUGAUCGACAGCUCCAUGCCAGAAAAAGACGUGUUUUGGCCCCGGCUUUCACUGAACCCGCUCUGGCAGCCAUGGAGGACUACAUGCAAUUCCACAUUGGCCGGAUGUUCCACGCAGCUUCGGGAGAAGAAACGUUCCAGAGCGAGGCGCAAUGUUGGACGGCCGACAUGGGUAAAUGGGGCAACUAUUUGACCUUCGACGUCAUGGCAGAUCUCGUAUUUGGUAAAGAUUUUGGUAUGCUUGCUGGCGAUGAAAGUAGGGAGCUCCCGGAGAUCAUCGACGGGGCCGUGCACCGUGAACUGAUUGCCGGCUCAAGCCCCUUCGUCAAUAGAUGGGGGCUGGACAAGAUCCUCUUUCCCGACAUCGUCAAACGAGGUUCCCAACUGAUCAAGUACGCCAAGCAACAGGCCGAAAUCCGGCUCAAGGCCGAUCAAAGCAGAAAAGACUUCUUUUGGUAUCUGAGCACGGCCAAAGAGAAGGAUGGCCGUCCAACUUAUUCCGAUCCGCGAGAGAUCUUCUCCGAGGCUAGGACAUUGAUCAUUGGAGGUUCGGAUACCACGGCCACCCAGCUUGCGGCGAAUUUUUUCUACAUCACCCAAAAUCCCAAGACGCUGGCGAAGCUGACCGCCGAGGUGCGAUCCACCUUCCCCAAUGUCGACGCCAUCCGACUCGGACCGCUACUGGACUCGUGUCGAUACCUACACGCCGUGGUCAACGAGACUCUUCGCAUCAGCCCCAGCCUUCCUGGAGUCCUGCCGCGCGAAGUCCUCCCGGGCGGCCUCCGCGUCUGCGGCGAACAUUUUCCUCCAGGUAUUGACUUAGCCGUCCCCAUCUACACUCUCCAUCACAACGCCACGAUCUAUCCUUGCCCUCACAAACAUAUCCCCGAGCGCUGGUUGCCCGAUCAGACGAGCGAGGACGCCGUCAGGCGAUGCCAUGACGCUCUGACACCAUUCUCCUACGGAAGCAGAAUGUGCAUUGGAUGGCGGCUGGCGCUGAUGGAGCUGCGACUCACCAUUGCCCGUGCCGUGUGGAUGUUCGAGCUGAAGUACCUGGGAGGCGGAAGGGAAACCCGUUUGCGCAGCCCGGAUUCGGACGCACUCGAAUACCAGCUCUUGGAUCACAUGGCAGCAGCACGAAAUGGACCCAUCAUCCGCUUCAGGAAGAGAGAGGCGUCGUAG
Cladophialophora carrionii CBS 160.54 is the source of this 1593-nucleotide messenger RNA. RefSeq lists its product as uncharacterized. Gene Ontology annotation, molecular function: oxidoreductase activity, acting on paired donors, with incorporation or reduction of molecular oxygen; iron ion binding; heme binding. Lineage: Eukaryota; Fungi; Ascomycota; Eurotiomycetes; Chaetothyriales; Herpotrichiellaceae. The record is from RefSeq and is a predicted model, not a curated record. The transcript has 6 exons. Bases 1 to 1593 code for a protein of 530 amino acids.